Micropterus dolomieu (smallmouth bass) is the source of this 1389-nucleotide messenger RNA. RefSeq lists its product as uncharacterized. The coding region runs from base 1 to 1389 and encodes 462 amino acids. Gene Ontology annotation, cellular component: plasma membrane. The record is from RefSeq and is a predicted model, not a curated record. The transcript is spliced from 6 exons. NCBI's taxonomy places the organism in Eukaryota, Metazoa, Chordata, Actinopteri, Centrarchiformes, Centrarchidae.
AUGCUGGAGAACAUGUCCAGACGUAACCGCUCCCUGCUGUCACUGUCCCUCACCUCAUUGGCCCUCACCCUGUCUGUCUCGGCUUUCUGCACCUCCUAUUGGUGUGAGGGAACACACAAGGUGGUGAAGCCUCUCUGCCUGUCACCUGUAAAGCUGAAGAACUGCGGGCAGAACAACAGCCAGCCGUAUACCACAGAGGCCCCUACCCCGGACCCGAAGAACUCUUCAUCCAACACGACGCUGUCUGCACUGCAGAGGGAGGAGCUGGCCAGGAUAAAGACAAAGCAGCUGGCCAAUGCUGUCCAGUACAUCUGGGAGACAGGCGAGGACAAGUACAUGCUGCGUUACUUCCAUACCGGUUUCUGGCUCUCCUGUGAGAAGCACAAUGAAGGUGAUGAUCAGGAAGAAAAGUGUCGCAGCUUCAUAGAGCUGACGCCAGGAGAGACACAAGGUGUCCUCUGGCUUUCAGUCAUCAGUGAGUUCAUGUACAUCGGUCUUCUGGCCAUGGGCUUCCUGCUGAUGUGUGUGGAAGCGACUUGUCUCUGUGCCAAGAGGGAGAUGAACGCUCUCAAGAUCAAUGCUUAUGCAGCCAUGUGCACCGUCCUUUCAGGUAUGAUGGGGAUGGUAGCACACAUGAUGUACACCACAGUGUUUCAGAUGACUGUGAGCAUCGGGCCCAAAGACUGGAGGCCACAGAGCUGGGACUACGGAUGGUCUUUUGCGAUGGCUUGGCUGUCAUUCAGCUGUUGCAUGGCGGCCGCCGUGGCUACACUCAACUCCUAUACCAAGACCCUAAUCGAGAUGAAGCACCGGGCUAGGGUGAGGCUGGAGGAGUUUCGUGCUGCUGCCCGCGCCCCAUCUUAUGAGGAGGUCGUUCGAGCCGGUGGUGGAGGAGUUUACUCUGUCAGUCAGCUGAUUCAGCUCGGCCAGCACGGGGCGCUCAUUGACCCUCUGUGGCCCAGAGGACUGGGACCAGCUGUUGGACCUCUAGCGUGUGGCGCUGGGGGAGCGCUGCUUGUUGGUGGAGGAGAAAUUGGAGUUGGAGGGGUGGGAGCAAUAGGAGGAGUUGGAGGAAUGGGGGUAGGAGGGGUUGGCGUUGGAGGAAAUGGAGUUGGAAUGGGAGCAGUAGGAGGGGUUGGAGGAAAUGAGGUUGGAAUGGGAGGAAUGGGGGUGGGAGCAGUAGGAGGAAUGGGGGUAGGAGGAGUGGGAGGUACAGUGGGAACAUUGGGAGGAGUGGGAGGAGCUGGAGUGGGAGGGGGAAGACUAGUGGACCAUCACGGUAUGGUAGUAGUACAGAGAUGCUGCGCUGAAGGAUGUGAAGACUGUGAACGAGAGAUGGACGAGAUAGAUUAUGUUUUGCAAGAGAAUAGAGAAGACUCACUCUGCUAA